Leptopilina boulardi is the source of this 2455-nucleotide messenger RNA. It is a transcript of the gene sit, whose product is annotated as elongation of very long chain fatty acids protein AAEL008004. Gene Ontology annotation, molecular function: fatty acid elongase activity. The record is from RefSeq and is a predicted model, not a curated record. NCBI's taxonomy places the organism in Eukaryota, Metazoa, Arthropoda, Insecta, Hymenoptera, Figitidae. The transcript has 7 exons. Gene Ontology annotation, biological process: sphingolipid biosynthetic process; fatty acid elongation, monounsaturated fatty acid; fatty acid elongation, saturated fatty acid. Gene Ontology annotation, cellular component: endoplasmic reticulum membrane. The coding region runs from base 1263 to 2189 and encodes 308 amino acids.
AUUUUCAUAUUUAUUUAUAUUUCACUCAAUUAUGUAUAGGAAGGUAUCGAGGUAUUUAUUUCAUUGAUACAUAUUUGUCAUUUAAAAAAGGCAUAUUUACAAAGUAGAGUCAUUACAAAUUAUUUUCAUAACUUGUUUCUUAAAAUUAAAGUAGGAGGUAAACGAGUGGCUAAGGAUAGUUAUAGUUGAAUUGAUAGAUUAGACUCUUUUUAAUAAUGAAUGUUGAAGGAUUUUCCAGUCAAUCAUCAUUAACUGAGAAUGAGCGCCACUGUUCACCCACUCGAGAGAAUCGAUACGCAGAAUCCACGGUUUUUCGCCGGGUUAUCUACACGCAUUCGUGUACCUCCUGAUAAAAGUGUACACCAUAUUCAUGCUCGUCAGUGAUUUUUUCAAAAUCUUUUCAAAAUCUCGUCCAUGACCAAUUCAAGUUCGGAACUUCUCUGACGGUUUUUAAAUUUGUUAUUGUUUAUUGAAAGAGGAGAGAAAAAGCAAGAAUAAUGAUGGGAUUUUUAUUUCCCGCUCGUCAGGGGUAGUUUAACUGAAAUAGUGCCCCGAGACUUGAACCAGUUUUUAAGACCAUUUUCUAAUACAUUUUCUAAGAAAUUGUUCCAUUCGUGCAUUUUCUCACACAUUCAUUUUAUUCUGUUACCUUCAUUCACUUUUCUCGUAAUUACCAUUUUAUUUCAUUAUUUGUAUUCCUCUAACAAUCGGAACUAAUAAACUUUUAAUUCCCAUUAAUAUUAAAAAAUGAAAACUGUAACAUUUCUUGAUAUAAUUGACUUCCCGUUAAACAGUAGCGACCCUAUUUCGUAAACCACCCCUGUCAGCUGUUAUCGCGGUUAGUCGUUCAGAUCCUCGAAAAAUGACAAGGUCUGAACUCCAAUAUUUACCGGCAUAGUGAAAUUUCGAGAACAUUUGCUUUAAUAUCCGUUGAAACAGUUUUCACAUAAAAUGCAUUAGAGUGGAUUUCUCUUACCAGCAUAAGUGACGCACUGUAGUACUGGGAUAUACAUUUUAACAAAAAACUGCUCUAGGAGGGUUCUUCUACGUACUGCAGGAGAGACUCGGCGUAUUUGGAUUCGCUCAUCACGUGUAGAAAGGAUACGGCUUUUAGUACUCGUUCGUUUUUUACAAAUAUAGGAAAUUUUAAUAAUUAUACAAUUUGAGCUGUUUCUACUCGCACAAGUCGUAAAAUUGAAAGAUAGAAUGCUGCAUUCACCAGAAAAUCUUCACCUGAGUAUUUCGACAUCGUUCAGCACCAAAUGAAUGUCACUGGUGGAUUUGUCUCUUCCGGUCGGAUGUCCAACAUCUAUAACAGUUCGGUGGUCAGAUUCUACGACCAUGUCUUUACAGAUUUAUCUGAUCCUAGAACAAAUGAUUGGUUCCUGAUAAGCUCACCAGUGCCAGGAGCAAGUAUCCUUAUAGGAUAUUUGUAUUUCGUUCUAUCAUGGGGCCCAAAACACAUGGAACAUCGAAAACCCUAUCGAUUAAACAAUGUCCUAGUCGUUUACAACUUCAUUCAAGUUUUGCUAAGCAUUUGGUUGUUCUAUGAAGGCCUCGACGCAGCCUGGUUGAAAAAAUACAGUUGGAAAUGUGAACCUGUUGACUUCUCCAACUCUCCAGAUGCUCUAAGGAUUGCCCGAGGAGUAUACAUUUAUUUCUUAGCGAAAAUUUCAGAACUUUUGGACACUGUUUUCUUCGUAUUAAGGAAGAAAGAAAGCCAAAUCACUUUUUUGCACAUGUAUCAUCACACUGUUAUGCCGAUGAUAUCAUGGGGUGCUACUAAAUAUUAUCCUGGUGGUCAUGGAACUUUUAUUGGUGUUAUCAACAGCUUUGUUCACAUUAUUAUGUACACUUAUUACCUCCUCGCUGCACUUUUGCCACAGUAUCAGAAGUACCUAUGGUGGAAGAAGUACAUAACGACUCUUCAGAUGGGUCAAUUCUGUCUUGCAUUUUUGCACAGCUGCCAAUUGCUCUUCCAUGAUUGUGAUUAUCCGAAGUGGUCAUUGAUAUUUAUUCUUCCAAAUGCAUCCUUCUUCUAUUUCUUAUUCUCGGAUUUCUACAACAAGACCUACAUUCCACAGAAGCAACAAAAAUCGAUCGCCGUCGCUAAAGAAAAAUCCAGAAACACCGAAAAAGAACAAAAAUUAAGUAACGGUAUUAAGAAUGGCAAAGCGAAAGAGGCCUAAAUAUUUCAGUGUAAUUUCAAGAAGUAAUUUUUUUUUAACAUCAAUCUAUUAAGCUUAUUUUUAGUUAAAUUGAGAAAAACUUGCAGUUAUAGGUUAAAAAACUGAUACGAUUACUGUACAUAUAAGAAAAUACUUAUGUGCCACAUUAUGUGACAGAAUUGCGCGUUAACUUAGAUUUUUUAUUACAUAGUCAAAAUCAAUGAAAAGUAGUGUUUCAUGAAAUGUACAGAUUUUUUAUCAAAUAAAUUAUAAGUCUUGAAUCUAAA